UUAUAUAAUAUUUGAGCUUGUUGUUGUUGCUGGCAUGCCAUAAAUAUUUGCACUUCACUUCACAACUGUUUUGCAAAUCAAGGAAAGGGUAUUUGCCUGAAGGUCAGACAACAGCUGUGGCGAUUCCAUGCGAAUAGACUAUCGGUCUACAACAGUUGUAGGCGGGAUGGCCAAUGAACCAGGCCAACAAACAAGCAGGCAGCAACAUCAUCUGCUGCCCGACGACGACGACGACGACGAUGACGAUGAUGUCGAUGUCGAUCAUCAGCCACUUAGAUGGAGGCGCAUUGCAAAGCAAGGCGCAGGCAAUCGUCGCGACAGUCUUCUAAAGCCAGUCCGCAAAGUUGGCCAACCAAACAGGCAAACAGCCAAGCAACCAAACAGCUAAGCAACCAGCCAAGCAAGCAACCAUCUAGCCAACUAACGUGGCCUCCAUGCGCCUAAUUGAUGUGACACUUGCGUGUGCAUCUAUGGACGCAUUUGCUUAGAUACUCGAAUUCGUAUCUUUGGAUUGCACCUUGGGACAAAUUGAGUGUGCGAAGUGCAAAUGCAAAUACCAUUCUAUAUAGUCAAAAUGUAAGGUUCUAUGGUAUAGAAUAGAAUGUGUUGAAUGAACUUUUGAU
Messenger RNA from Drosophila albomicans, 623 nucleotides. Its product is annotated as bromodomain and WD repeat-containing DDB_G0285837-like. The transcript is spliced from 2 exons. The record is from RefSeq and is a predicted model, not a curated record. NCBI's taxonomy places the organism in Eukaryota, Metazoa, Arthropoda, Insecta, Diptera, Drosophilidae. Bases 128 to 388 code for a protein of 86 amino acids.